This is a messenger RNA of Adineta ricciae, 615 nucleotides long. The record is from the annotation of a GenBank genome assembly. NCBI's taxonomy places the organism in Eukaryota, Metazoa, Rotifera, Eurotatoria, Adinetida, Adinetidae.
AUGUAUGCUAGAAAACUUUUAACCGCGCGGUUCAUUCGUUAUGAAUUUGAUAUUCUCAUCAACGGUCCGAGUUAUCAUGCGCAACAAUCAAAUAGUUUUCUAACACCUAAUUAUCAAGAACGACGUUCAUAUUCGCUAUCGAACACAUUAUCGACACGUACGGGGAAUAAUUCAUUUACAACACGAGAUAAUGGACAAUAUUCAAAAGCUGCUUCGUUUUGCAAUCGAAGUGGCAAUGGUGAUGGAUCGGGGAAGAUACCAUUUCUUUGUCCGAAAUGCGGUGAUGUUUGUAUGCAUGUUGACAGUCUUGUUUCAUCAACAAGAUUUGUUAAAUGUGACAAAUGCAGCCAUUUCUUUGUGAUUUUAUCUGAGAAUGAAAGAGCAAAGAAAUCGAAAGAUGAUAAAAACAAAAAACGACAACCACCGCCCUCACCGAAAAAGAUUUAUGAAUUCCUCAAUAAAUAUAUCGUUGGUCAAGAACAUGCGAAAAAAGUCAUGUCUGUGGCAGUUUACAAUCAUUAUAAGCGUUUACAUAACAAUAUGUCGAUAAAUAAAGCUCCAUUGGAAUCAGCAAUCGUUAAGAAUUCAAAUUUACAGCAAAAUCAAGGUAUCUAG